Trichobilharzia szidati is the source of this 2286-nucleotide messenger RNA. The record is from the annotation of a GenBank genome assembly. Lineage: Eukaryota; Metazoa; Platyhelminthes; Trematoda; Strigeidida; Schistosomatidae.
AUGGAAUGGUUGAAAAAAACAACCCCACAGCUUUAUAAGUUAUUGGUUAUUGCAAAUGGAUUUGUUGAAACACUAACCGACGCUCUACUAUAUCUCUCUAGUACCCUGUUGGCUACUGCUAUCACUGAAGAAAAGUUGACUGAACUGAAAUCUCCUAAAUCAUCUCAUCACUCACCAGGAGGGAUUCGGCGUCGUUCUCUACGUCUAUCUCAGUCUAGAAUUUCUUCCAGUGCUGAAGUCAGUUGUGUUACAGAUAACAAUAAUGGAUUUAUAAGUGAAAUGAAACGUUUGUUAUUCUUAUGUAUUAAAGAAUUACAAAAGCAAGAACUGAUCUAUAUUGAUCAAUCUUCAAAUCCAGAAGGCAAUAAUGAAAAUCUGUCACAAAUGGAUGCUGAUUCAUUGAAUCGCUUAUUGAAUUAUGCUCGACUACAACCAACGGCCCUAGGAAGAGCGGUAUUGUCGUCUUCUUUAGGUCCAGUGCAUGGGUUAGCAGUUUUCGAGGAGUUGGAUCGCGCACGACGAUCUAUCGCCCUGGAUACUGAAUUACAUCUGAUAUAUCUGUUAACUCCUGUGUAUUUGGAUGUUGGUGCCGAUUUGGAUUGGCUUUGUUACUUGGAACAGUAUCAGAGUUUAUCUCCCGCAGAGCGUAGAGUUGCUGAUCUGGUUGAUAUUGAAGAACGGUUUAUUACCAGAUGUGCAGCUGGUGCCCCACCAACCACUAGUGGUCGUCUUGGUAAUGCUUCUAUGAGCAGUCGACGUCUGAGCUUGCAUAGACGUUUUUAUACAGCUUUAGUACUAUAUCGCUUAGUUAAUGAAGAUGGCUUACAAGCUGUUGCAAGGAAGUUUGGCGUCAAUCGUGGUCUCCUACAAAGUUUACAACAACAAGCUGCCACUUAUGCAGGUAUGGUAACUAUCUUUUGUAAUCGUCUUGGUUGGAGUCAUAUGGAACGUAUAAUAGCGAAUUUCCAGUCACGUUUAUGCUAUGGUGUUUCUGAAGAACUUGUUGACUUGAUACGUUUACUACCUCUGGUUAAUGCUGAACGUGCUCGGGCUUUAUACGCAGCUGGUUAUACUUCUGUAUCGUCGUUGGCUACUGCACGUUCUCAAGAUAUUUCAAGGGUUUUACAACGUGCAAUACCUUUUGAACGAAAGAAUAACAGUGAGAAUUCUGCAAAAGCAUCAUGUCGUACAAUUCUACUAGAUGAUGGGAACGUAAUCAAUGAACAAGAAGCUGCACCAUUAAUUAUUGAGCAAGCCAAACGACUAUUGGAAAUAGAUUUAGCUUCAGUCUAUGGGAAAGAUCUAGUUAUUCUAUCCAAAGAAGAUGAGAAAGUGAUACAGUCUAAGGAGAACACGACUAUUGCUGAUUCACCAGUGCAUCAAUCACAAGCUAUUGUUGAAAUUAAAAACACAUUAAACGAGUUGAAGAGUAGUCAAUUAAUAGUGGGAAAUACAAUUUCUUCCAGAGAUAUGAAUGUAAAUGAUGAUCAUGGUAGGAAUCUUGUUUCUGCUGAGAAUAGAAAGCGUCCCAAUAGUUCUGUAAGCGAAGACCACGGAGCGAAAUGCAAAAAGGUUCCUGAGGAGAAUGUUGUUCUUACAUCAGUGAUGUUGGCAACGACGACGGCGAGUAACACCACUGCCCCCACAACCACUACUACUACUACUAACAGCACCAUAUGUACAGGAUUGUCGUUUGCUAGUGAUGACUCUAUUUCUGAUGACUGUUGUAACAACACAGGGAAUCACACUUGCAACAGAGAGAAAAAAUGCGCUUCAUCUCAGAAGAAUAGUACAGAUUGUAAUAUCGACCAUUGUGAUGAUCAAAUUUUAACAUUUCAGUCUCAAGUUUUGGACGUACAGUGCAAUAAAUCCACACACCUCCAGGAUACAAUGAUCUCUAAAGAUUUUGAGAAUUUCACUCAGCCUAGUCAGUCUUUCAUUUUAACCAGUCAACUAGCAGCUAUUGUUGAUAAUCAAAUUUCAAUAGUUGAUAAUACAAAAACAGAAAACAGUGUGAUGAAUAUUUCAGUUAAUCAUUGUAUGGUAACUAUCUUUUGUAAUCGUCUUGGUUGGAGUCAUAUGGAACGUAUAAUAGCGAAUUUCCAGUCACGUUUAUGCUAUGGUGUUUCUGAAGAACUUGUUGACUUGAUACGUUUACUACCUCUGGUUAAUGCUGAACGUGCUCGGGCUUUAUACGCAGCUGGUUAUACUUCUGUAUCGUCGUUGGCUACUGCACGUUCUCAAGAUAUUUCAAGGGUUUUACAAACCGUAGCCAAUACCUUUUGA